Molecule: messenger RNA, 1352 nt
Organism: Menidia menidia (Atlantic silverside)
Lineage: Eukaryota; Metazoa; Chordata; Actinopteri; Atheriniformes; Atherinopsidae
Source: the annotation of a GenBank genome assembly
GUAGAUCAAAGAUCUCCGCUUUGUUCUCCACCAAAGACAAAGCUGGGAGAUAGGGGGAAAAUGGAGCGGCCGUGGCUGUGGAGCUUUGUAAUUCUGUUACAAGUCUGUGAUUUGAAUUCCGUUGAUGCGGCAGGCAAACAGUGGCAAAAAAUUCGAGAAAAGAUCUCUGAAGCUAUUAAAGGAUACAUCCCAUGCAACCCUGUCAACUGCAGCUGCCAUCUCAGCGUCCUUCAAGAUGACUUGCAGCCCUUUAAAGGGGGUGUUUCAGAGACUGUCAUGGCUGCUGCUGUUCAGAAGGGGGUGGGCACCCACUACCAGGUCAUUGGACACAAGCUUUACAGAGAGCACAGCUGCAUGUUCCCCGCAAGGUGCAGCGGAGUGGAACAUUUCAUACUGGAGGUGAUCGACCGGCUACCCGACUUGGAGGUGGUGGUAAAUGUCAGGGAUUACCCUCAAGUGCCCAACUGGGCCAAACCGACGCUGCCCAUCUUCUCUUUCAGUAAGACUUCAGAUUAUAAAGACAUCAUGUACCCAGCGUGGACAUUUUGGGAAGGUGGACCCGCCGUGUGGCCCAUUUAUCCCACCGGGCUGGGAAGAUGGGAUUUGAUGAGGGAUGAUAUGACAAAGUCUGCAGCUCAAUGGCCGUGGCACAAGAAAGAGUCCAAAGGGUUCUUUAGAGGCUCCAGAACCAGCUCAGAGCGCGAUCCCUUGAUCCUCCUGUCCAGAGAAGAUCCAGAACUGGUGGAUGCAGAGUACACCAAGAACCAGGCCUGGAAAUCAGAGAGGGAUACCCUUGGGAGACCCCCAGCUAAAGAGAUCCCCUUAGUCAAUCACUGCAAAUACAAGUACUUAUUUAACUUCCGGGGUGUGGCAGCAAGCUUUCGCUUCAAGCAUCUGUUCCUCUGCGGCUCCCUGGUCUUCCACGUGGGGGACGAGUGGCAGGAGUUUUUUUACCCUCAGCUCAAGCCCUGGGUCCACUACAUCCCGGUACAGCAGGAUCUCUCAGAUGUCAGGGAGCUUUUGCAGUUUGUCAGAGAGAACGACGCAGUCGCACAGGAGAUCGCCGCGAGGGGUAAGGAAUUCAUCCUGGAGCACCUCCGAAUGGAAGACGUCUCCUGCUACUGGGAGAGACUCCUGAGGGAGUUCAGCCAGCUUCUCACCUACAAACCUAAAAGGAAGAGCAACUACAACGAGAUUGUCCUCAAAUCCAGCAGAACAGAGCUAUGAGGAAGAGCCUUUGCAGAACCAGGGCAGCUAUAAUGAGAAUAGACUCGAUAUAAAUAAUGUAACAGUUGGUUUUCCUUGUCUAAAAAAAAAAAGAAAAAAAGUGAUGAUUGGAAUCAAAUGUUUUU